AUGGCGUUGCAAGGUCAAGGGGUAGACCCAAGUGAACGCCUCUUCAUCGAGUUGCGCAGCAAAAAUGACGAGGUCAAGAACAAGGCUGCCAAUGAACUGCGCGAUCUCAUCACAUUACUUUCAAGAGAAUGGUCUCCCGAACGCUUCAGCGCCUUCUACGACAGAGUAACCAACCGCAUCAGCAAUCUGAUAGUCCAAGCCCCGGAUGCCAGUGACAAGGUCGGAGGAGUCCUCGCUCUAGAUCGGCUGAUAGAUUGUGAAGCGGUGGAUGCUGCCCAAAAGGCGUCAAAAUACUCAAACUACCUCCGUGCGGCCUUAAAGAGCAAUGACUACACCGUCCUGGAUGCUGCCAGUCGCGCUCUGGGGCAUCUCGCCCGGCCAGGAGGGGCUUAUACUGCGGAACUCGUUGAAGCGGAGAUGACUUCGGCGUUUGAAUGGCUACAACCGGAGAGCAAACAGGAGAGUCGAAAACUGGCUGCGGUACUUCUUAUUCGAGAGAUGGCGAAGAAUUCUCCCACGCUCGUCUACGGCUUCAUCCCGCAAAUUUUUGAGUUGAUCUGGAACGCCCUCCGAGACCCGAAAGACCUCAUUCGACGAAUUGCUGCCCAGUCUGUCAGUGCAUGCUUCGGAGUCAUGGUGGCAAGAGACGCUCAGUUUCAAGCCCACUGGUUUGCCAAAAUAUACUCCAAGGCCUUGGAAGGGUUUCGCCCCAACACGACUGUCGACGAGACCCUUGGAUCUCUCCUGAUUCUGAUGGAACUGCUCCAGCAGGGAAACAUGUUCAUGCAUGACUUCUACAGAAACACCUGUGAGAUUGUCCUGCGCCUUAAGGAUCACCGGGACCCUCGGAUCAGGACGCAGAUCGUCCAGAUUAUUCCUGUGCUUGCCGAAUACGCACCCCUCGAAUUCAUCAACAACUACUUGCACAAGUUCAUGAUCUACCUCCAAGCCCAAUUGAAACGGGAAAAAGAGCGCAAUCAAGCAUUUGUUGCUAUUGGCCAAAUUGCCAAAGCCGUCGGAAGCGCUAUCGCACAGUAUCUCGAUGGAAUCAUCCUCUACAUUCGAGAGUCGCUGAGCGCGAAAACCAAAAAUAGGGCUGCCGUCGAUGAAGGGCCAAUGUUCCAGUGCAUCAGCAUGCUUGCCGGAGCGGUCGGCCAAACCCUCAGCAAGUACAUGGAAGCGCUGCUAGAUCCAAUCUUCGCAUGUGGCCUCACAGAGCCCAUGGAAAAAGCGCUCGAGGACAUGGCACACCAUAUUCCUCCAAUUCGAGGAACCAUACAGGAUAAGUUGCUUGAUCUUUUGAGCCUGAUACUUGUCCGUUCUCCCUACAGACCGCUUGGAUGCCCGGCCAAUACGACACCGCCCCUCCCCGCGUUUGCGAAGGACUAUGGCGGUCUUCCUGCCGAGCAUAAGGACAGCGAAAUAACCCUUGCCCUCAUGACGCUUGGACAAUUUGACUUCUCAGGCCAUAUUCUCAACGAAUUCGUACGCGAUGUCACCCUUCGCUAUGCUACCAAUGAGAAUCCCGACAUCCGGCGAGCUGCAGCUCUAACAUGCUGUCAAUUGUUCAUGCAAGAUCCCAUUCUCCACCAGACCAGUAAUAAUGCUAUCCAGGUUGUUGGCGAGGUGGUGGACAAGCUGUUGACGGUGGCUGUUGGGGACCCAGAUGCUGAUAUUCGGAUGACAGUUCUCCGGGCUUUGGACAAAAAAUUCGACAAGCACUUGGCGAGACCUGAAAACAUUAGAUGUCUGUUCCUGGCCGUCAACGAUGAAGUUUUCGCUGUUCGCGAAGCUGCCAUCGAAAUAAUUGGGAGGUUGACCACGGUCAAUCCCGCCUACGUAUUCCCGCCGUUGCGAAAACUGCUGGUGAACCUUCUGACUGGCCUUGGAUACUCCAACACCGCCAAGCAAAAAGAAGAGAGUGCGCGUCUGAUCAGCUUAUUCGUAUCAAAUGCAACGUCGCUGGUCAAGACAUAUGUUGAGCCAAUGGUUUCGGCUCUUCUACCCAAAGCUACCGACCCAAACCCUGGUGUGGCGUCGACUACGACCAAGGCUCUCGGGGAUCUGACGUCUGUUGGAGGUGAAGAAAUGGUUCAGCAUAUCCCUGAGCUCAUGCCGAUCAUCAUCGAUGCCUUGCAAGACCUGGGAUCCCAUGACAAGCGCGAAGCGGCGAUGAAGACACUGAGCUCACUUGCGGUCAACUCUCAAUAUGUGAUAGACCCAUACAUGGAUUACCCAGAACUCCUUGGAAUAUUGAUCAAUGUGAUCAAGACGGAGGCUCACGAGGAACUCCGAACAGACGCCAUCAAAUUGGUUGGCGUUUUGGGAGCGCUGGAUCCCUAUAAAUACCAGCAGCUGAGCGAGUCUAUUGCUGAAAAGCAAAGCAAAGCCGAGAUACAACCCGUUUCCGACGUCGCCCUGAUCAUGCAAGGAUUGACCCCUUCAAAUGAGGAGUACUAUCCAACUGUGGUUAUCAAUACUCUCAUGCAAACGAUCCUGGCCGACCACACGCUUGUUCAAUAUCACAGUGCCGUGAUCGAUGCAGUUGUGACCAUUUUCAAGACCAUCGGUAUGAAGUGUGUGCCCUUUUUAGGCCAGAUCGUCCCCGGCUUCCUCGGCGUCAUCCGCAGCUCUCAUCCCACUCGUUUGGAGUCGUAUUUCAAUCAACUUGCAGUUCUUGUCACGAUUGUCCGACAGCAUAUCCGUGCGUUCUUGCCCGAAAUCAUCGACGUGAUUCGAGAAUUCUGGAAUGUGUCGAGACAAGUGCAAGCGACGAUUCUCUCUCUCAUCGAGGCCAUAUCCAAGUCUCUCGAGGGAGAGUUCCGACGAUAUCUAGCUGGGCUCCUACCGCUCAUGCUUGCCGUUAUUGAGAACGAUACGGAUUUGAGAAGAGAAUCCUCCAUUCGGAUCCUACACACAUUUCUGGUGUUCGGCUCUAGUGGUGAAGAAUACAUGCAUAUGAUGGUACCGGCGAUUGUUGGCAUCUUUGAGAAUCCCGCAGCUCCUCCCAAUGCUCGACGGGCUGCUAUCGAUACUCUCGGAAAGCUAUCCAGGACUGUUAAUGUCACGGAUUUUGCCUCUCUCAUGAUUCAUCCACUGGCGAAGAUAUUAUCGUCGCCGGAGAAGGCUGUGACGAACUCGUCUGAACGCUCCCUAAAGGCUGCUGCUCUAGACUGCAUUUGCGCAUUGAUCUACCAUCUGGGCCAGGAUUUUGUACAUUAUCUGCCUCUCGUUGAGAGGGCCGCAAAGGCGGGCCAGAUAAAUUCUGAACGCUUCCAAAAAUUGAUCGAGAACUUCAAAACUGGCAAGGCUUUGCCGGUGGGGUUCUACCCCGAAGAGCAAUAUGGUAUGACGGCAGAAGAUACAACCUACUCCAAUAUUACAUCCAUGAGACUUCCGGUCAACCAACAACAUCUGAAAAAUGCAUGGGACACAUCUCAGAAAUCAACAAAGGAAGAUUGGCAGGAGUGGAUGAGAAGGUUCAGUGUCGAACUUUUGAAAGAGUCUCCGUCUCACGCGUUGCGGGCGUGUGCCAGUCUGGCUACCGUUUACCAGCCCCUCGCCAAAGAGCUGUUCAAUUCCGCCUUCGUUUCCUGUUGGACAGAACUCUAUGAUCAGUACCAGGAAGAACUGAUACGCUCCAUUGAGAAGGCCCUGACAUCGACAAAUAUUCCUCCAGAUAUCCUGCAGACAUUACUCAAUCUCGCUGAAUUUAUGGAGCACGACGACAAAUCGUUGCCGAUUGACAUCCGGACACUCGGUCGCUUUGCUUACAAGUGCCACGCUUUCGCCAAAGCUUUGCACUACAAGGAACUUGAAUUCGAACAGGACCAAAACAGCCAGAGCGUCGAGGCGUUGAUCAGCAUCAACAAUCAGCUACAACAGUCCGACGCCGCUAUUGGCAUUCUGCGGAGGGCGCAAGUCUUCGGCGAAGUCGAAUUGAAAGAGGCAUGGUUUGAGAAACUACAGAGGUGGGAAGAGGCGUUGGCCGCAUAUCAGAAGCGUGAAAAACUUGAACCGGACAAUUUCGACGUCGUCAUGGGUAAAAUGCGCUGUCUCCACGCCCUCGGUGAAUGGAAAAUGCUCUCUGAAAUUGCCCAAGAACAUUGGAACGGUGCGACCCAAGAAAACCGCAAGAACAUGUCGGCUCUCGCCGCAGCGGCAGCUUGGGGUCGCGGCGAAUGGGAUCUCAUGGACAACUACAUCAGUGUCAUGAAAGAGAGCUCCCCCGACCGAGCAUUCUUUGGUGCAAUCCUUGCCAUUCAACGAAACAAUUUUGCCGAGGCCCACAACUUCAUUGUUCGGGCUAGAGAAGGUGUCAAUUCCGAAAUUACAGCUACAAUUGGAGAGUCUUACAACCGUGCUUAUAGUGUGGUUGUCCGAGCACAAAUGCUCGCAGAACUCGAGGAGAUUAUCGUGUACAAACAGAGUGAGGGUCAAGUCGAUAAGCAAAAUUCGUUGAAGGUGUUGUGGAACAAGAGGCUGCUUGGCUGUCAGUCACAUGUUGAGGUUUGGCAGCGAAUGCUGAAAGUCAGAGCUCUUGUUCUGACACCGACCGACAAUCCUGAUAUCUGGAUCAAAUUUGCAAACCUUUGUCGAAAGUCAGAUCGCAUUGGACUGGCUGAGAGGUCUCUAGCAUCUCUAGGCGGUGUCAGCGACGCCGCUGCGAGUUCUGGUGCAGCACCCCCCCCUGUUGCAUAUGCUCGACUGAAGUUCAAUUGGGCCACGGGAAACCAGCAGCAAGCGCUCUCGUUCCUUCGCGAGUUCACCGUGAGACUUGCCGACGAAUUCCAACAAGUAAAUGCCGCCCUAGCAAAUGGUAUACACAACGACAGAAUGAACAACAUGAAUGGCCUUGACAUAAACGGGCACGAUGCACUGGCUCAGAGAAGAAAACACGAUGAUCUCGACAAAUGCGCGAAACUCCUAGCAAAAUGUUACCUGAGGCAAGGAGAAUGGCAGUCUUACCUUCUCAGAGGCGAUUGGACGAGUCCACGGGCUCACGACGCCGUGCGUGACAUUCUCAACUCAUACCAAGCUGCAACGCAGUACAAUGAGUCAUGGUACAAGGCGUGGCAUGCUUACGCGCUCGCGAAUUUCGAAGUGGUCACCUCGAUGGCAUCUCACACUGAUCAGGACAAAGUCCGCAGCCUCCCGGAGCACGUCAUCCACAACCACGUUGUUCCUGCCAUCGGAGGCUUCUUCAGAUCCAUAGCCUUGUCGAAAACAAGUUCUCUCCAGGACACCCUGCGGCUCUUGACACUCUGGUUUGCUCAUGGUGGUCAUGGCGAGGUCAAUCAAGUGGUGAACGAAGGCUUUGCCUCUGUUAGUAUCGACACAUGGUUGGAGGUUAUUCCCCAGUUGAUUGCCAGAAUCAAUCAACCCAAUUCCAAAGUUCGAAACGCCGUCCAGCGGCUUCUCUCGGAAGUUGGCAAAGCUCAUCCUCAGGCACUUGUCUAUCCUUUGACAGUGGCAAUGAAGUCUUCCGUGGCGCGUCGUGCCAAUUCUGCAAGCCAAAUCAUGGACAACAUGAGAGGUCACAGCCCCAUUCUGGUGGAGCAAGCCGACCUCGUCAGUCACGAGCUCAUCCGGGUCGCCGUGCUCUGGCAUGAACUUUGGCACGAGGGUCUUGAAGAAGCCUCUCGACUGUACUUCGGGGACCACGACGUGGAAGGAAUGUUGGCAACACUUGCUCCGCUCCAUGAGCUCCUGGAUCGUGGAGCGGAAACCUUAAGAGAGGUCUCUUUUGCCCAGGCCUUCGGACACGACCUUGCGGAAGCCCGAGCCUUCUGUAAUACUUUCCGCCGGUCCAAAGAGAUUGGUGACCUCAAUCAAGCUUGGGAUUUGUACUAUGCAGUCUUCCGCAAGAUUGCCCGGCAACUUCCACAAUUGAUGAGCCUUGAUCUGAAGUAUGUGUCGCCACGGCUUAAGGAUGCCCACGACCUGGAUCUUGCUGUUCCUGGUACUUACCAAUCGGGCAAGCCAAUCAUCAAGAUCGUGAGCUUCGACCAUGUUCUGACGGUAAUUCCCUCCAAACAACGCCCCCGAAAGAUGACCCUCAAAGGCUCAGAUGGUAUAUCCUAUGCCUUUGUCCUUAAGGGCCACGAGGAUAUCCGGCAAGAUGAACGGGUCAUGCAACUCUUUGGUCUCGUCAAUACUCUUCUGAACAAUGACACUGAAUCCUUCAAGCGUCAUCUUAACAUUCAACGCUUCCCAGCUAUUCCCUUAUCUCAGAAUUCUGGAUUGCUCGGUUGGGUACCCAACUCGGACACUCUCCAUAACUUGGUGAAGGAAUACCGGGAGUCUCGCCGCAUCUUGCUCAACAUUGAACACCGAAUCAUGUUACAAAUGGCGCCCGAUUAUGACAACCUCACCCUCAUGCAGAAAGUUGAAGUCUUUGGAUAUGCCAUGGACAACACAACCGGGAAGGAUUUGUAUCGCGUCCUUUGGCUCAAAUCGAAGAGUUCCGAAGCCUGGCUGGACCGACGAACCAACUACACUCGGUCAUUGGCUGUCAUGUCCAUGGUCGGCUACAUCCUGGGGUUAGGUGACCGCCACCCGUCGAAUCUCAUGCUUGAUCGCAUCACGGGGAAGAUUAUCCACAUCGAUUUUGGUGACUGCUUCGAGGUGGCGAUGCAUCGUGAGAAGUAUCCAGAGAGAGUUCCGUUCCGGCUUACGAGAAUGCUCACCUUCGCGAUGGAAGUCAGCAACAUCGAAGGCUCAUUCCGAAUCACCUGCGAAAAUGUCAUGCGUGUGAUUCGCGAGAACAAAGAGUCUCUCCUCGCUGUCUUGGAAGCUUUCAUUCACGAUCCACUGCUUAAUUGGCGCCUAAACACCCGCGAAUCUCCACCUCGACCACAUUUCCGAUCGGAACGCAGACAGAGUAUCAUUGACGCUCCCGGUGCGCAAACUGGAGACUACGAUCGCAGUCCAAUGGAAACAGCAAACAAUCCAGCCGCCAUGAUGGGUGCCACAGCGCACAGCCACGUUGGCGCCCCUCCUGGCCGCAGACACCGACGUAGUAGCAUCCUUGACCCGGCCAUGGGCGGCGGUAGUAUCCUGGACGCUGCCAAGGUCGUGGACAACAAUGCCGCGGCUCAAGAGGCCAAAGAAAUCCAGAACGCUCGUGCUCUGCAGGUCCUGGCCCGAGUCAAAGAGAAGCUCACCGGUCGUGAUUUCAAGCCCACCGCUCCCGGAACCAGCGUGGCUGGCUUGCGGCCCAACCUCAGUGGCCUUGGUCUAGAGUCUCUGAUGAUUGUGAACGGAGGGAGCAUGAAUCAUUCCAAUGACAUUGGCACGGAGACGGGUAAACAAGUCGCUGUUGCUGGUUCUGUGCCAGAGACGACCAUGGCCGGUAUCGGUGGCCUCGGUGUCGCAGAGCAAGUUGACCGGCUCAUUCUGCAGGCCACCAACGUCGAGAAUCUCUGCCAGCAUUAUAUCGGGUGGUGCUCAUUCUGGUGA
This is a messenger RNA of Rhinocladiella mackenziei CBS 650.93, 7461 nucleotides long. RefSeq lists its product as uncharacterized. The transcript has 2 exons. Gene Ontology annotation, biological process: negative regulation of macroautophagy; protein phosphorylation; TOR signaling. Gene Ontology annotation, molecular function: protein binding; protein serine/threonine kinase activity; protein-containing complex binding. The record is from RefSeq and is a predicted model, not a curated record. Gene Ontology annotation, cellular component: TORC1 complex; nucleus; TORC2 complex. NCBI's taxonomy places the organism in Eukaryota, Fungi, Ascomycota, Eurotiomycetes, Chaetothyriales, Herpotrichiellaceae. Bases 1 to 7461 code for a protein of 2486 amino acids.